GGUGCGGGAAGGACGCGCCGCGGCCGCGCUGCGCAGAAACAGCUGCUGCGGCCCGCGCUGUGGGCCGCCCUCUCUCGCCCUCGCCUCCCUCCGCUGCCUCCAGCCUCGCUUCUCCGACCUUCCCGCACCUCACUCUGGCCUCGCUUCCCACGAAGAAGCCACUCGCCGGCUGGCCCGGCCACCGGUGCUGCGAGCUCGGGGCCGCGUCUCCCGCCGCCUGCCAACCACCGCCCGCCCGCCCGCCGACCCCAGGAGCGUGAGCGCAUCCGCCAUCUCCGGCUGCGCCAACCCCACGGCCGCAGACCCGGGCUGGAGGUGCAAGAUGGCGUCGGCUGCGUGACCGACCCGGCGGCCUCGAGACCCCCGCCAGCCCGGCCGAGGCCCGGAGGGCGGCCCGAGGACCCGGCGAGGCGGCGAGGCUUGCGUGCGCCCGCCCAACCUGCUUCCGCAGCCUCGGCCCCUCGGCAGCUGGGGGAAGAUGGCGAUGACACUGUUGGAAGACUGGUGCCGGGGCAUGGAUGUGAACUCCCAGCGAGCUCUGCUGGUCUGGGGGAUCCCCGUGAACUGCGACGAGGCCGAGAUCGAAGAGACCCUUCAGGCUGCCAUGCCCCAGGUGCCCUAUCGGGUUCUCGGGAGAAUGUUCUGGAGGGAAGAGAAUGCCAAGGCGGCCUUGUUGGAGCUCACCGGCGCCGUGGAUUACUCCGCCGUCCCCCGGGAGUUGCCGGGCAAAGGCGGCAUGUGGAAGGUGGUCUUUAAGCCGCCGACUAACGACGCCGAGUUCCUGGAAAGGCUACACCUCUUCCUGGCUCGCGAAGGGUGGUCCGUGCAAGAUGUGGCCCGCGUGCUCGGGUUUCAGAGCCCGGCCCCGGCCCCGGGCCCAGAGAUGCCGGCGGAGAUGCUCAACUAUAUUUUGGAUAAUGUUAUUCAGCCUCUCGUGGAGUCUGUCUGGUACAAGAAGCUGACGCUGUUCUCCGGGAGGGACGUCCCGGGCCCCGGGGAGGAGGCCUUUGAUCCCUGGCUGGAGCACACGAAUGAGGUCAUAGAGGAGUGGCAGGUGUCGGACAUAGAAAAGAGGCGGCGGUUGAUGGAGAGUCUGCGGGGCCCCGCCGCUGACGUCAUCCGCAUCCUCAAGACCAACAACCCGGCCAUCAGCACCGCCGAAUGCCUGAAGGCUCUGGAGCAGGUGUUUGGGAACGUGGAGAGUUCUAGGGAUGCGCAGGUCAAGUUUCUGAACACUUAUCAGAACCCAGGAGAAAAGUUAUCGGCCUACGUCAUCCGCCUGGAGCCUCUCCUGCAGAAGGUGGUGGAGAAGGGAGCCAUUGAUAAAGAUAGCAUCAACCAGGCCCGGCUGGAGCAGGUCAUUGCCGGGGCCAACCACAGUGGGGCCAUCCGAAGGCAGCUGUGGCUGACGGGGGCCGCGGAAGGGCCGGCUCCCAACCUCUUCCAGUUGCUGGUGCAGAUUCGCGAGGAGGAGGCCAAAGAGGAGGAGGAGGAGGCUGAGGCGGCCCUUCUGCAGUUAGGCCUGGACGGACACUUCUGAGUCCCUGGAGAGGGGCUGUAUAAUGGCGCCCCACCACAGCUGCUUUGCUCGUCCCUCUGCAACCUUGAAGGCCUGUCUGAGUAGUAAAGACCUAGCCUCGUUCUGUUUCUGUUGUUUAUUGGGGAGGGGGGGCGGAAGGAGGGGUAUGGGAGGUUGGGGAGAGGGAAGGAACGGGGAGUCAGACCGGCCUAUUCAUGUAACAUUCGUGAAAUUGUGCAAACACCAUGAGCUGCUGCAACAACAUAAAGAGGGUCGGGCUGACUCAGAUGCCAGGGAAGAGCUGGACCCAAGUGCUUGCUGUAAGCUGUUUUUAAGACUUCGUUGGCAGUCGUGAAAACCAUGAACCUGUGACGCUUCCCAUCCAGGUAAUUCAAUGUAAAAUUGCAUGUUCAGAUGCUUAGUCCAGGCUUGGCUCACAAGAAGUGUUUGGUAAAAUUGUGAAUUAUUUUACUAAUGUUGUGAAGUUCUCUUUACUAUAAAUUGCUCCUCAUAUUACUGAAAUGUAAAUUAGAUAUUAUGCAACUUUAUGAUGCAAAUUUCUUCUCAAGAUGUGGGCCCAUUUAAUUAAAAAGUAUUCUGAGUAUAAAAUGGAGUUUUUAAAAAUACUGCCGUUAUGGAGCUGUGUAAAUUUUUCAUGAGGAGGCUGAUAUGCACUAGUUGAUCCAUUCCCCUACUUCAGAUCUUUUGUCAUAGUUCUUGUUUAGGCUGAUUCUGUGUUCUAAAUUUGAGGCUAUCAAAUAGAUGUAUGCAAAUAAAAGUAAUUUUAAAAUUUC
Dipodomys ordii (Ord's kangaroo rat) is the source of this 2313-nucleotide messenger RNA. It is a transcript of the gene Pnma1, whose product is annotated as paraneoplastic Ma antigen 1. Lineage: Eukaryota; Metazoa; Chordata; Mammalia; Rodentia; Heteromyidae. The coding region runs from base 479 to 1540 and encodes 353 amino acids. The record is from RefSeq and is a predicted model, not a curated record. The transcript has a single exon.